Messenger RNA from Antechinus flavipes (yellow-footed antechinus), 2072 nucleotides. RefSeq names its product calcium voltage-gated channel auxiliary subunit gamma 3 (gene CACNG3). Lineage: Eukaryota; Metazoa; Chordata; Mammalia; Dasyuromorphia; Dasyuridae. Gene Ontology annotation, molecular function: channel regulator activity; voltage-gated calcium channel activity. Gene Ontology annotation, cellular component: postsynaptic density membrane; AMPA glutamate receptor complex. Gene Ontology annotation, biological process: regulation of AMPA receptor activity; postsynaptic neurotransmitter receptor diffusion trapping; transmission of nerve impulse. Bases 532 to 1479 code for a protein of 315 amino acids. The record is from RefSeq and is a predicted model, not a curated record. The transcript has 5 exons.
CUUCUUGCCGGGCUGGUAGAGCGCCCCAGAGCAGCCUGUCCCUUUAAGCAGGAGUCUUCUCUUGGGUUUCAUUCUCCGCAUCAGUGGGCUCUGGUGGAGCCCGCAGCAAGAUGUAAACUUAACUGACAGCCAAGCAUCCCGGAACCCUCCACUCCCACCACAGGGGCCAUGCCCCACACGGAAUCCAGCCCUGAGGCCCGAGAGGAAUGAAAGGAGUCCCGGGUACUCUGGGGAGGACCAGGAGAUGCUGGCAAGCCUGGUGGAGCCCGUCCCCCUCGGAGGGGAAUAGAGAAGGCGGCGGGCUGGAGAGAGACCAUUCCCGGACAGGCAGCACCAGUCCUAGCUUUGCCAAAGCCCCAAGCAAGGGAAGAACCUGCUGGUUUGAAGAGCUUGCCCUGGGAUUUCGGAGGGUAGCAGCCUGCCCCAGCUGUCUAGCUGUGGGGUAAGUCAGCUCCCUCCCAUCCCCGCCCCGGACCCCCGCCCUCCACUUCUUCCCCCACCCCCCAAUCUACCAGCGUACCAUGAAGAAUUAUGAGGAUGUGUGACAGAGGUAUCCAGAUGUUGAUCACCACUGUGGGAGCUUUCGCUGCGUUUAGUUUAAUGACCAUUGCGGUGGGCACAGACUACUGGCUGUAUUCCCGAGGCGUAUGUAGGACUAAGUCUACAAGUGAUAACGAAACCAGUCGGAAGAACGAGGAAGUCAUGACCCAUUCAGGGCUUUGGAGGACCUGCUGCCUGGAAGGUGCUUUCCGAGGGGUAUGUAAGAAAAUUGACCAUUUUCCUGAAGAUGCAGACUAUGAACAAGAUACAGCUGAGUAUCUGCUGAGGGCUGUGAGAGCAUCCAGUGUCUUUCCUAUCCUCAGUGUGGGACUGCUAUUCUUUGGGGGCCUCUGUGUGGCAGCAAGUGAGUUCUACAAAAGCAGGCACAAUGUCAUUCUCAGUGCAGGCAUCUUUUUUGUAUCUGCAGGGUUAAGUAAUAUCAUCGGGAUUAUAGUUUAUAUCUCAGCAAAUGCUGGAGACCCUGGCCAAAGUGACUCCAAAAAAAGUUACUCCUACGGCUGGUCCUUUUAUUUCGGGGCCUUAUCUUUCAUCAUCGCAGAAAUUGUUGGUGUCAUCGCUGUGCACAUAUACAUUGAGAAGCACAGGCAGAUCCGUGCCAAGUCACAUUCCGAGCUGCUGAAGAAAUCCACCUUUGCCCGCCUCCCACCCUACAGGUACAGGUUCCGGAGGCGAUCCAGCUCCCGGUCCACAGAACCCUGUUCCCGAGACCUGUCCCCUAUCAGCAAAGGCUUCCACACCAUCCCUUCCACUGACAUCUCCAUGUUCACCCUCUCCCGGGAUCCCUCCAAGGUCACAAUGGGGACCCUCCUCAACUCCGAUCGAGACCAUACGUUUUUACAGCUCCACAACUCCAUUCCCAAAGAGUUCAAGGAGUCACUGCACAAUAACCCUGCCAACAGGCGCACCACACCUGUCUGAGUGGACCUUGGCCCUCUGCCCUCUGCCCAGUCUUUCCCAUGCCCAGUGCAGCCUUUGGGAGAAGUGUACAGAGGUGUCUGUCAGAUUGCAUGGCAUAGUCCCCGUGAUGGUAUUACCAGUGAAACCCUUGUUUAUAAAGAAUAAAACCAAAUGGGCCUCAGCCCUCCUUCCUUGCCCCCAGUCUUUCUUCCUCAGCCCUCCUUUCUGAGACAUUUUCUCUUUCUGAGGUCCCAGCCUGAAAGCCAAUCCUACAUGACCAAUCAGGUCUCUCAGUGCCAGAUGUUCCCUCCUCUUUCUUCAUUGGCUAGAAAGAUUUUGGCCUUCUCUCCUCCUCCAUCAGAAAGGACUUAGAGGAGUCCCAAAUGGAUUGGGUGAGGGCUCCACCAAUCAUGUGAAUAGGUGUAUAUCCCUAUCAUCCAUCCACACUGAGCCUCUGCAGAUCCAGGGACUGGGGAGUCCCAUCCUAGGGGGAAUCAUUAACCUGAUAGUUACAUGUUACAAGAAAUUGCCUAGAAAUCAAGAACGUCCAAGCACCGACACGGCUAAUGUCAUGAGCGCUUGUGUUAUUAAAAAUGUUGCCUUGUUGUAACCGA